UUUCAUUUUGCUGUCAUCUGUCAACAGUAGUGUAGAAAUAUAUUCAUUUAACGCUAGAGCAAGGGUGUUUAUAUUCAGGCUUAAAAAUGAAGUGUUGUCUUACACUCUGCGGAAAUGAUAUUUUUGAACAAAGUGAAUCGAGGGUUGAAGUAAAAACUGUUCUACCAUCUCGAUUUGAUGGCAAAAAUUUUCUUGUCUCUUGGAAUAGAAACGGAGAGGCAAUAUUUCAUCUACCCUGUUGGCAGCGCCUCUUAAAAUCGAAACCAACAACUAAUUACAAAAAACUUGGAGCAAAACGAAGUCGGUUAAACUCUUUAGAAUUGGUGACAAAGCAAGAGAAAAGUCUCAUCCGGGAGGCAAAAAAGACGGCGGAAUUCUUUGAUUCUGCUGAACAAAUAAAAAAGGAGGCCAGUAGAGUAGCAGGAUGGCUGCUUUCUGCAAAACACUGUGUUGUUUUUACAGGAGCUGGGAUAUCUACUGCUGCUGGUAUUGGGGACUACAGAGGCAAAAGUGGAAAAUGGACUGAAAUGGACCAUGAACAAGUGUCAGAUAAAAUAGAACAGAUAUUCGACGUGCAGGGGCCAUCUCCUAGCGAGAGGUGUCACCCAGAGAAGGAACCUCAUAAAGCAGAUCAUGCAUCAGGUGAUGAGGAUCAGGAGGACAGAGGAGAUGAGGGGGUAGAUUAUGAGGAGCUGAGGCCCACCUUCACCCACGAGGCUCUGUGCCGGCUUGUUGACCUGGAUCUUGUGAAGCAUGUGGUCAGUCAGAAUGGGGAUGGACUGCAUGGUUUAUCCGGAAUUUCCAAGGAACAUCUCUCUGAGCUUCAUGGCAAUGUAUUCAUUGAGAAAUGUGAGAAGUGCCACCACAGAUAUGAGCGUACUUUCUAUGUAAUGGAUGACACAGGAAGUCAGUAUUUUGAGGACAUUGAGGAUUAUGGAAAAUCAGAAGUGAAGAAACCGAGGCAUGCUAAACGGUGUGACACAUGUGGACUCUCCCACAGGACAGGAAGGAAGUGUGAACAGAAGGGCUGUAAAGGCUUUCUGAAAGACACCAUUAUUAAUUUUGGCGAUAAUUUGGAGGAAGAGAUUCUAAACCGGGCCUUUGAGCAUGCCCAGCAGUGCGACCUCAUGAUUUGUCUGGGCUCCACCCUCACUGUGACUCCAGCCAAUGAACUCGUAGAGGUCAUCCAAAAAACAGGCCGUCUUGUCAUAUGUAAUAGACAGAAGACGGACUAUGAUGAUGACUGUCUACCCAAAUUUGAUGGGAUCCCGGAGGCGGCUGGUUGUCGUGUUUACGGAGACUGUGAUACAUUUAUCAGGGAGAUUCUCAAGAACGUUAUAGGCGAUGAGAGACUAAAGAGCUGGGAGGGGGACAGGCCACAAAGAAUUGUCAGUUACGAAAAAAAUCGCUGUCAAAAGCACUCCGAUUGAAGGGAAUAAGUCCAGUGCAUUAUUUAAUUUCAAAUAUUUUAGCUCACCUAAACUGCAAGAAAAAGCAGUUAUUUUUGUGACUGAUAUCACUAUUUGUCUAUUUUGCCUCGCCUUCUAUGAGAGUGAUCAACCUGAUAUAUUUCCAUAGUCAGCCAGUAACAAACCUAAUAUUAAUAUAAUAUGAGAAAAAAAAUAAUAUCAGGUGCCUGUGAUAUUUUGCACCUGAAAAUAUUUGAAUUUGUCUUUUAUAUUUAUAUAUUGUUAUUACAGAUGUACAUAUUAUGUAUGUUUAUAAAUCUACAUAAUAAAUAAACCAUUUUGAUUUA
Magallana angulata is the source of this 1756-nucleotide messenger RNA. RefSeq names its product NAD-dependent protein deacetylase Sirt6-like. Gene Ontology annotation, molecular function: NAD+ binding. The transcript has 5 exons. Lineage: Eukaryota; Metazoa; Mollusca; Bivalvia; Ostreida; Ostreidae. The record is from RefSeq and is a predicted model, not a curated record. Bases 87 to 1430 code for a protein of 447 amino acids.